Molecule: messenger RNA, 2871 nt
Organism: Perognathus longimembris pacificus (Pacific pocket mouse)
Lineage: Eukaryota; Metazoa; Chordata; Mammalia; Rodentia; Heteromyidae
Gene: Rimoc1
Product: RAB7A interacting MON1-CCZ1 complex subunit 1
Exons: 6
Coding region: 53-934 (293 amino acids)
Biological process (GO): mitophagy
Source: RefSeq, a predicted model, not a curated record
ACGUGACAACAGGCGCCGUCACGUGACCUGGGCGCGGCCGCCUGUUGUGGCCAUGGCGGCCACGAUCUCCAGUGUGAUGAGACGGGUGGAAGAGCUCGGGGACCUGGCUCAGGCCCACAUCCAGCAGCUUAGCGAAGCCGCGGGUGAAGACGAUCACUUUUUAAUUCGGGCCUCUGCAGCACUAGAAAAGUUGAAGCACUUGUGUGGAGAAGAGAAAGAACAUUCAAGUCCAUCAAAUCUCCUAGAACUUUAUACACAGGCUAUUUUGGACAUGACCUAUUUUGAGGAGAAUAAGCUAGUAGAUGAAGAUUUUCCUGAAGAUUCUUCACAGAAAGUAAGAGAGCUGAUCAGUUUUCUUUCAGAACCAGAAAUUUUAGUUAAAGAAAACAAUUUACAUCCCAAAUCUUGUGAUUUGCUUGGAGAUGAGCUGCUGGAAUGUCUCUCUUGGAGGCGAGGAGCCCUACUUUACAUGUAUUGUCAUUCUCUGACUAAGAGAAGGGAGUGGCUCUUGAGAAAAAACAGUUUGCUUAAAAAGUACCUUGUUGAUGGAAUCAAUUACUUACUACAGAUGCUAAAUUAUCGUUGUCCUAUCCAGUUAAAUGAAGGAGUUUCUUUCCAAGACCUAGACACAGCUAAAUUAUUGAGUGCAGGAAUAUUUAGUGAUAUUCACUUGCUGGCAAUGAUGUACAGUGGAGAAAUGUGCUACUGGGGAUUGAAGUAUUGUGCAGAUCAACAGCCAGAAAAUCAUGAAGUGGAUACCGGUGCUUCUGGAGCAAGUUGCACUUCACACAAAGAACUUUUGGAUUUCCGAGAAGUAGGAGAAAAAAUUUUGAAAAAGUAUGUAUCCGUGUGUGAAGGACCCCUGAAAGAACAAGAAUGGAAUACAACAAAUGCAAAGCAAAUCUUAAACUUCUUUCAGCAUCACUGUAACUAGUAGUUUAUCUAAUUCUUUUUAAUCUGAAAGACCCAUGAAAUAGAAAGGUUUCAGAAGAGAUACUGCCACUGAUUCACACUACAGAAAGAUUCACACUACAGAAAACUAUCCAGUAUGGUUACCCUUCUCUAAUGCUCUCAUCUUUCAUUAUAUAUCUUCAGACCUGUGAAUUCCUUAAUUCUUAAAUGGCAUAUGUAUAUUAUUCUUACUCAGCUUGAACUACAGAUAUCAUAUCAUAUCACUUGUAAGGAGGAACACAAUUUAGCUUUACAAAAUAUUUUCUAGAUUUUUUUUGUUUUUAAUUUUAGUUUUUUUUUUUAAAUGUUAUUUUGAGAUAGGAUUUCACUAUAUGUAAUGAAGCGUAGGCUGGCCACCAGUUCACUAUGUAGCCCACACUGGCCUUGAUCUCACAAUCUUCCUGUCUCAACUUCCCAAGUGCUAGUUUUACGGGCAUGUCCCACCAUGCCCAGAUAGAUUACUAUUUAUUUAUUUUUGCUGUGGUAUGAUAUAUGUAACACAAAAUUUAAUCUCUAUCUGGAAGUUUGCCAUGCUUCAAAGAUUAAAAUCGAUUCCCUUAUUGCUUUGAAUAUGUACUACAAAUACAGAUGUAGGCAAAAGGAAAGAUUAUGACUUAUAUUCAGAGUCAGAUUCCAAUAAGGUAAACAAUAGAAGAUUCCACAGGGAAUUGUAUUUAUUUAUGUUGUCAUACAUUACUAAUCAUAUUUAAUAUUUCUAUAUAGCAAUUUAAUACAAACUGUUAAAAUGAUUUUCUUAUUUGUUUAAAAUGAAAUGCAUAGUUUCUCAAAUAAUGAAGAUAAAAAUCAAGUUAUGUUAGUCCAUCAUUAGUUGAAUUGCUUUUAGGGAAUAUCUUUUCAUGUAGUAUUGGGAUUUUAAUAUUUUCCGUCUUUCAUAGUGGAGGUGAAAUCUUAAAGGCCACAGAGCCUCGUUUGCUGUCCUCCUCGCCGUCUUUCUGCCUACCUCAACUCUUGUCAUCUGCAAUGCUCUGCCUGAUUCCCUGUUGAUACACAAGAUGUCUUUCCCAGUGACUUCAUCACAUUCCAGUAACUCAUUCCUAGCGGUCAGCACCUGGAACAUUAGCCAUCCUCCUUUCUCUGUGAAAUUUCAGUAGCUGAUAGUAAUUCUCAUCUUUCUACCUUAACUUUCUUUGUUUUGUUGUGCUUUUUGUUCUUUUCACUCUACGACUGUAGCGUUUUUGCAGCCUUCCUUUCUUGACUUCUCUCGUCAUCCUGAGGAGACUUCCUUCAGCCUUUCUUCUUUGCCUUCUUCGUGGACUCCAUAUGAACAGAGGUCGCUUGUUUUCCUCUUCUGUCUUUUUCCACCCAGUCUUUCCAUGAGCCUUUCAUGUUGAAUUAUUCCUGUUACCAAGCUUGUAUAGAAUACUAAGUUCUAUGGGAAGGCCAUGCAUCCCUUCAGAGUAGAAUUUCUACAAGUGUGUCACUUGGCUUUAGAAGAGCCCUUACUGAAGCCUUUUGUUUGUUACUAGUAUGGUCUCUCUUUUUCCCUCAUUUUAGGUGAACUAAACUUUCUCAUCUCACUAUCUCAGGCCCUUUGCCUUUCCUCUGGUCAUACAGAGACCUGACAUCAUCAGGGUGUCAACAGUUACCAACCUCAUUCAUUUUCUCCUGUUGAACACUAUUAAAUACUUAAUGAUAUGUCACUCAUUUGUGACUUACCAUUUUUUUGCCUAUCUUUCUUGUUAGUCAUCUCCAGAGUUCUGUCUCCAUUUCUAUUCAUUUCCCCCCAUUUUCCUUUUACUGUAAAAUACUCUCAGUAUCAUUCAUAGCCAUAACCAUUACUUCUUCUGCCACCAUAGAAGGAGGUUGGGUUGGACUCCAAUCUUCCUCUUGCUUUCUAACUGCUUAUUGCAUGUCUUCACGUAGACAAACAUCCCAUAGUAGUUUUAAAUUUGGUAUGUA